This is a messenger RNA of Clonostachys byssicola, 915 nucleotides long. The record is from the annotation of a GenBank genome assembly. Lineage: Eukaryota; Fungi; Ascomycota; Sordariomycetes; Hypocreales; Bionectriaceae.
AUGUCCACCAUCAAGAAUGUCGUCCUCAUUGGUGCCUCAGGCACUCUGGGUCCUCACGUGGCUAAACAGGUCAUUGAUUCUGGGUUGUUCAAUGUGACCACCUUCAAACGAAUUGGAUCAGUGGCAACUUACUACACUGGCUCGGGCUCCGCUAAGGUUGUCGAAGUUGACCUGUCCUCGCAAACGGCUGUCGAGUCUGCUCUUAAAGGCCAAGAUGCCAUCGUGGCGACCCUUUCGGCAACGGCGAUCGAAUCUCAGAAACCCAUAAUUGACGCUGCCGCUUCCGUUGGCGUCAAACGUUAUAUCCCAUCCGAGUUUGGCGGUGACCUUGAAAACCCUCGGGUCCGUACCAUUCCCAUCUUGGGCUCAAAGCUCGAAAUCCAGGGAUACCUCGCAGACAAAGCCAAGACUUCCAACUUGACCUAUACUCUCGUCUUCAACGCAGCUUUUAUCGAAUGGGGAAUCGAGAAGCAGGGUCUUAUUGACCGAAAGACCGACCACCCGUCCGUAUUUGGCGAUGGCGAUCUUGAGUUCAGCGCCACUUCCCUACCCACGGUCGGCGAUGCCAUUGUCGGCAUUCUGCAGCACCCUGAGGAGACUAAAAACCGCUCUGUUCGUAUUCACGACCUAGUCCUGACGCAAAACAAGAUCAUCGAGCUAGCCAAAAAGGCCGUGCCAGAGAGAAACUGGGAGGCUGUCCCUGAGGAUCGUUCCCUCGCCGAUUACCUAGCCAUAGCCUACAGCAACCUGCAACAGGGGAUCUUCAACGACGACACUAUUAAGGGGUUCAUUAAUACUGUUACAUUUGACCCUGCGUUCGGCACUCGCUUUCUUAGGACUGAUAAUGAAUUACUAGGCAUCAAGCCUCGUGGUGAGGAGUAUAUAGUCCAGAUGAUCAAGAAUAUGUUCAAUUAG